AUGCUGCUCCCUGUGGCCUUGAAGUCCCACCUGGCCAAGCACAGCAUCCUCAAACACAUGGAGCCCAAGUCAGAGGAAGAGAUCAUUGCUGAGGACUAUGAUGAUGACCCUGUGGACUACGAGGGCACUAGGAUUAAGAGCAUGCUGCCCAACUGGUACAAAGCAUUUGUCCCAGUCUGUGCUCUUCCUUACUAUUGGAAUGUGGAGACAGACCUUGUGUCCUGGCUGAAUCCCCAUGAUCCUAGCUCUGUCAUCACCAAAGCAACCAAGAAACUCAGGAGCAACGGCAAGAACACCAGCCAGAAAGAUCAAGAAUUGGAUCCUAUGGACCUUAGUGCCUAUUCUGAUGCCCCUCGAGGUACAUGGUCUACAGGUCGCAAGAAGAAUGAGGCAAAGGCAGGGGCUGAUACAACAGCAGCUGGGCUCCUUUUUCAGCAACGGCCAUACCCCUCCCCAGGGUCAGUGCUUCGACCCAAUGCUGAGGCCCUAGGGGCCAAACAGCAAGACUAA
Vombatus ursinus (common wombat) is the source of this 510-nucleotide messenger RNA. Its product is annotated as polyglutamine-binding protein 1-like. Gene Ontology annotation, molecular function: ribonucleoprotein complex binding. Lineage: Eukaryota; Metazoa; Chordata; Mammalia; Diprotodontia; Vombatidae. Gene Ontology annotation, cellular component: cytoplasm; nuclear body. The record is from RefSeq and is a predicted model, not a curated record. Bases 1 to 510 code for a protein of 169 amino acids. The transcript has 2 exons. Gene Ontology annotation, biological process: alternative mRNA splicing, via spliceosome.